Messenger RNA from Punica granatum (pomegranate), 1451 nucleotides. Lineage: Eukaryota; Viridiplantae; Streptophyta; Magnoliopsida; Myrtales; Lythraceae. The record is from RefSeq and is a predicted model, not a curated record.
UUUCCCGGCCGGCGCCGGGUAGAAAUCCCUCCUACCAGUCCCGGUCCUUCUGCUCCCUCCCGUUUCCCUCCCUUUUACAGUUCCGACGGGGACGUGAUUCCGACAGUGGUGCCAGAGCUUCAAUCCAAGAGAUCAUCACAGAGCCGAGGGAUAAUCAUCAGCGGAUCGGAGGGUUACAGGCAUAGCUGGUGUUACUUUUGUUUUCGAUCGGUGGAGGUUUGGUAUUCUCUCUGUGGUUCUAAAGAGGCUUUUGCACUGAAGUUGCUUCCAUGAUCUCCAGCCUGUUCUUCAAGCUUUUGAUGAAGUUCGGGAGGAAAAUGGUUUGGGAAAAGAUUGUCUUGCUGUAAAAGUUAGUGCAUCGUUACGUUGGAGUUUCUGAAGAGAUGUCUGGACAGAAGUAUAGAGAAGAUACGAAGGACUGGCCCUUGGAGAAUGAACUGGCAUUCAUUCAGAUCCUGCUCGAAAAAAUUAAACAAAUGGGAAAUAUUUCCUUUAAGAGAGCAAUCUGGAGUGAAAUGGACGGUGAGCUCUAUGCAGCAGCGGGAGAGAGGUAUGGCGUGGAGAAACUGCGAGGGAAGUUCAACAGGCUACGAAAGAAGUACCGUGAAUUCUCGGAAUUGAUUGCACACAAUCAUGUUGUAUGGGAUCGUGCCUCAAACAAAGUUCUCGCUCCAGAAGAUGUGUGGAUGAAGUUUUUCCUGAAAGGGAAAUCAUACAAGGCCUUCCGCAAGAGGGGUUGUGACCAUUACGAGCUUCUCGGCCAAAUCUUUGGCAAAACUUCUCCAACUGCAUUUGCCCAAUAUUCUUCUUCCACUCACCGGCAGUUGGAGGAAGAAUUUCUUGCCACAAGAAUCAGUGACAGUGAACGAGAUAGCCAGGGAGAAGGUGACAGUGAUAGCUUCACGGACCCCAGAGGGAAACGGUCGUGUGAUUUCGUUGUUGAGGAACGGUCCAGGAAGAGAAACGCGACGGAGAGUACAGUGGAGGCCUCCGUCACAAAGAGUGAGGUGCCUAGGCUCAAGUGCGGGAGUGGGAAGGGCACGUCAGAGAGGGUCACGACCACGACUCCUGAGAAGAACGACCCGUACUCCAUCGAGUUUUGUAUGGAGGUCCUGAACUCGUUGGAGGACAUCUCGACCGCUUCCUACAACGCCUGCCUGGAGAAGUUCACGGACCGAGACUGGAGGAAGAUGUUCAUGAUGAUGCCAGUCACAAGGAGGAAGGGUUGGUUGGAGGGUCUGAUCUAGUACGUACAUGUUUGGUUAGUUUUUGGUUUGUUACAUAGUUAGGUUAGUCAAAAUGCAUCUGGUAGAUGGUAUUGUAGUUGUCUUACAUAUAUACAUAUGAAAAUUGUGUUUUGCUUUUGUUUGGAUUAGUAUGUUCUCGUCUGCAUUUAUAAUGAGGAAGGAAUGUUAGGGUCUUUGUGAAUGGCUAGUGAAGGUUGCUAGGUA